Macrosteles quadrilineatus (aster leafhopper) is the source of this 1646-nucleotide messenger RNA. RefSeq lists its product as uncharacterized. The record is from RefSeq and is a predicted model, not a curated record. NCBI's taxonomy places the organism in Eukaryota, Metazoa, Arthropoda, Insecta, Hemiptera, Cicadellidae. Bases 8 to 1513 code for a protein of 501 amino acids. The transcript has 28 exons.
GGAUGGAAUGGAUUUAAAGCAUAUACUUGAAAAUUACUUUAAAGGAUAUCAAAAUGGCGGUUUAAAGGAGUGGAUAAAUGGCAAAAUUAGCAAUGAUAAAGAAUAUCAAGAUGACGGCUUAAUAAAUUGGGUAAAAGGCAAAAUAAGCAAUGAUAAAGACAAGGAUGGAAUGGAUUUAAAGCAUAUACUUGAAAAUUACUUUAAAGGAUAUCAAAAUGGCGGUUUAAAGGAUUGGAUAAAUGGAAAAAUUAGCAAUGAUAAAGAAUAUCAAGAUGACGGCUUAAUAAAUUGGGUAAAAGGCAAAAUAAGCAAUGAUAAAGACAAGGAUGGAAUGGAUUUAAAGCAUAUACUUGAAAAUUACUUUAAAGGAUAUCAAAAUGGCGGUUUAAAGGAUUGGAUAAAUGGCAAAAUUAGCAAUGAUAAAGACAAGGAUGGAAUGGAUUUAAAGCAUAUACUUGAAAAUUACUUUAAAGGAUAUCAAAAUGGCGGUUUAAAGGAGUGGAUAAAUGGCAAAAUUAGCAAUGAUAAAGACAAGGAUGGAAUGGAUUUAAAGCAUAUACUUGAAAAUUACUUUAAAGAAUAUCAAGAUGACGGCUUAAUAAAUUGGGUAAAAGGCAAAAUAAGCAAUGAUAAAGACAAGGAUGGAAUGGAUUUAAAGCAUAUACUUGAAAAUUACUUUAAAGAAUAUCAAGAUGACGGCUUAAUAAAUUGGGUAAAAGGCAAAAUAAGCAAUGAUAAAGACAAGGAUGGAAUGGAUUUAAAGCAUAUACUUGAAAAUUACUUUAAAGAAUAUCAAGAUGACGGCUUAAUAAAUUGGGUAAAAGGCAAAAUUAGCAAUGAUAAAGACAAGGAUGGAAUGGAUUUAAAGCAUAUACUUGAAAAUUACUUUAAAGGAUAUCAAAAUGGCGGUUUAAAGGAUUGGAUAAAUGGCAAAAUUAGCAAUGAUAAAGAAUAUCAAGAUGACGGCUUAAUAAAUUGGGUAAAAGGCAAAAUAAGCAAUGAUAAAGACAAGGAUGGAAUGGAUUUAAAGCAUAUACUUGAAAAUUACUUUAAAGGAUAUCAAAAUGGCGGUUUAAAGGAUUGGAUAAAUGGCAAAAUUAGCAAUGAAAAAGAAUAUCAAGAUGACGGCUUAAUAAAUUGGGUAAAAGGCAAAAUUAGCAAUGAUAAAGACAAGGAUGGAAUGGAUUUAAAGCAUAUACUUGAAAAUUACUUUAAAGGAUAUCAAAAUGGCGGUUUAAAGGAUUGGAUAAAUGGCAAAAUUAGCAAUGAUAAAGAAUAUCAAGAUGACGGCUUAAUAAAUUGGGUAAAAGGCAAAAUUAGCAAUGAUAAAGACUUGGAUGGAAUGGAUUUAAAGCGUAUACUUGAAAAUUAUUUUAAAGACAUUAAUAAUAAAAUGAAUUUUGAUGGCAUGUACGAAAAUAAUUCAAGAGGAUCUGACGAUUGCGGUUUUAUGGGCAGUGGAAAACUUGAUGUUCCUCCUAUAAACUAUCUUCAGACCUCAAGAACGCUGUAACUUUCGGGUCAGAUUUAACUUCUUCUGAAUACAAGGAUAAUUAGAUUACUAGUGUAGUUUUGUAGACAGUAUACUGGGUGCUAUUGUUCUCUUACUUCCUGUGGUAAAUAAAAAUAAAGCAAUUCGUAAAGAA